Aureococcus anophagefferens is the source of this 3738-nucleotide messenger RNA. RefSeq lists its product as hypothetical. Bases 1 to 3738 code for a protein of 1245 amino acids. The transcript has 2 exons. Gene Ontology annotation, cellular component: TRAMP complex; nucleolus. Gene Ontology annotation, biological process: RNA 3'-end processing. NCBI's taxonomy places the organism in Eukaryota, Pelagophyceae, Pelagomonadales, Pelagomonadaceae. The record is from RefSeq and is a predicted model, not a curated record. Gene Ontology annotation, molecular function: poly(A) RNA polymerase activity; mRNA binding.
AUGAACGGUGACGCGGUCGGCGACGCGACCAUGAACGGCGAGCCGAAGACUCGCGCGAAGAAGAAGAAGUCCAAAGAGGCCAUCGACGAGGUCGUCGCGCGGGAGAAGCGGAAGAAGAAGCCCCUGUCGCUCGCGCAGAUGGAGGCCGCGGCCGCGCGGGAGAAGCGCGAGGCGGAGCUGGCGAAGAAGGCCGAGGAGAAGAAGGCCGAGGACGAGCGCAAGGCCGCCGCGGAGGCCGCGGCGAAGCAGGAGGCCGACGCGGCCGCCGCCGCGGCGGCGAAGAAGAACGGGGCGGCGCCGCCCGCGCCCGCGGCGGAGCCGCCCGCGCCCGCGGCCAAGUCGCCGCCGCCGUCGCCGUCGAAGCCCGGGUCGGGCAAGGCCGGCGUCUACACGGCGCCGUCGAAGCGCGCCGGCGCGACGCCGAGCGCGGCGCCGCCGCCGCGGGGCCCCGGCGCGCCGCCGCCCGCGCCGUCGGGCUCGUACGCGGCGGCGUCGUCCGGCCCGCGGCCGGCGAGCGAGUCCGCGGCGUCCUUCGGCGCGUCGCUGGCCACGGCGCGGUCCGGCGCGCCGCCGCCGCCGAGCGGGCCGAGCCUCACCGUGCUCCGGCGGCCCGACGCGGCCGCGGCAUCGGCGGCGAGCUCCGGCGGCGCGGCGAGCUCGGGCGAGAACGCGUGGGAGAGCGGGCCCUGGAGACGACGGACGUCGCCGCCGGGCAAGGCGCCCAAGACCUGGGCGAGCGCCGUGAGCGGCCUCGCGGCGCCCCCGGGCGCCGCGGCCGCGGCCGGCGCCGGCGCCGCCGACGGGUCGCUCGACCCGCUGCCCGGCGCGCCGAGCCCCGCGGCGUCGUCGUCGCCGCCGGCGGCGCGGUCCAACCCGGCGCCGAGCUCCUGGGCCGCCGCCGCGCGCGCGGGCCUGCCCGCGGCGCCCGCGGCGGAGCCCGCGGCGCCGCCGCCGCCGGCGCCCGCGGGCAACGCGUGGGCGUCGGGCCAGCCCAAGGGCGCCCUCGCUUUAGCCCGGGGCUUCGCGGCGAUCCGCGAGUCGAGCGAGGCCGAGGCGCGCGCGGAGAAGGUGCCGUCCGUCGCGUCGGACGUGUCCGCGGAGGCGUCGACGGCCGAGACGCCCAUGGCCAAGGACGAGUCCGACUCCAUCGACGACCACGGGAGCCCCGGCGGCGCCGCGCCGGCGCCCGCCGUCGCCGAGGCGCCGAAGAAGCCCGCCUGGGGCGGCCGGCUGCCGCCGAGCCUCCGCCUCGAGCCGGCCGACGACGGCGGCGGCGCCGCGGCCGCGGAGCGCGCGCCCGCGGACGCGCCGCCGGCGCCCGAGCCCGAGGCGGCCAAGCCCGCCGAGGAGCCUCCGGCGCCGCCGCCGGCGAAGCAGGAGCGCGCGAAGAAGGGCGACGGGCGCCGGCCGCGGGGCCAGAGCCACCGCGUCGCCGCGAUGUACCAGACGCCCGCGGGCCCCUACGGCCAGCAGUACUUCUACGGCAACCCGCCGGAGGACGACCCCCACCGGCGGUCCCGCGAGGAGGCCGAGGGCGCCGCCUACCAGGCGCGCCGCGACUCCGUGUCGCUCGAGAUGGAGGUCGAGCGGCGCCGCCGCAUGGACGAAGCGGGCGCGCUCGACGCGGACGCGACGGCGGAGCGCGUCGCGCGGCGCGCCUGGGCCGCGGCCCAGCUCGAGAGCGAGUACGAGCGGCGCCAGCGGGAGCACGCGCGGCGCGUCGUCGAGCACGAGACGCGCGUGCGGGCCAUGCGAAGCCGUUUGGCGUACGACGCGAACGACUUCGUCGCGUCGCUGGAGCGGGCCAUGGCGCCCCAGCGCCGCGCGCGCACGGCCGUGCUCGACGAGGUGUCCCAGGUCGUCCGGUCCAUCUGGUCCCACGCGGAGUGCUCGCUCUACGGGUCGUGCCUGACGGGGCUCGACCUGCCGUCGUCGGACGUCGACGUCGUCGUCCGCGGCCUCAACUGCGACCCGACGCCGAACCCGCCGGGCGCGGCGCCGCGGCGCGCCGACGCGACGCCGCCCGCGUCGCCCGCGUCCGCGCCGGACUCGGCCGAGCGGCGGCCGUCGAGCCCCCGGACGCCGCCGGGCGACCGCGGCAACGGCGCGCGGCGCCAGGCGACGCCGCCCAAGGCCGCCGCGCCGCGGUUGCCGCGCAUCGACAGCGGCGAGGCCGUCGGCGCGGCGCCGUCGCCCGCGCCCGCGCCCGCGCCGUCGCCCGCGCCCGAGGACGCGCCGAGGCGGCCCGACAGCCCCGCGCGGCUGCCGCCGGCGAGCCCCGCGCCGCCGAGCCCCGCGUCGAGCGACACGCAGCCGCGGACGCGCAAGAGCAAGAACCGCAAGCGCAAGGGCGGCAAGUCCUCCGGCGGCGGCCGCGACGGCGAGGGCGACGACGACCGCGGCGUCGGCGGCCACAAGCCCAACUACGUCGGCCAGCAGUUCCUGCCGCCGGCCCAGUGCUACGGCCAGUUCCCCGUCUACAUGCGCGCGCCGACGCCGCCGACGGGGCCCAACCCGGGCGUCGUGCUCAGCGUGAAGACGCUCGCGGCGGCUUUAGCCGACCUGCCCUGGGUCCGCGAGCUCAAGGCCAUCGAGACGGCGAACAUCCCGGUCAUCAAGCUGCUGGCGGACCCGUCGGUCCUCGGCUGCCCCCUGCCGGAGUUCAAGCGGAAUCGACGGCGCGCGUGCUCGGAGGACGCGGCGCAAGCCCUCGCGGAGACGGCGAGCCCCUGCGGCGACCUGCCGCUGCCGGACACGCGGCGCCGGCCCCAGGCCGUGGCCGGCGACGCGGCCGCCGCCGACGACGCGAGCGACCCGGAGAAGAGCGAGGCCGAGACGGUGGACGCGGGCCCCGGCGAGGCCGCGCCGACGUGGUGCGGCGCCGUCGGCCGCUGCGACGCGGGCCUGCUCGCCGUGGACAUCUCCUUCGAGGCGCCGGACCACGGCGGCCUCGCGAGCUCGCGCUACGCGCUGGAGGCCAUGUCGCGCUGGCCCGAGCUCGCGCCGCUCAUGCUCGUGCUCAAGGAGCUCCUCGUGCAGCGGGGCUUGAACGAGCCGUUCACGGGCGGGUUGUCGUCCUACUCGCUGCUGCUCCUCGUGAUGACGGCGCUGCUCCAGGCGGGCGUCGAGCCGCUCGAGGACCCCCUGCCGGAGCCCCGGCACAUGACGCCCCUCGAGGACCGGCCCGAGGCCGAGGCGCCGGAGGAGCCGCCGAAGCCGGCGAAGCCGCCGACGUCCGUGCGCGAGGCGUGGGCGCGGCUCCGCGACGACCCGCGGCGCGCCAAGGCGCCCCUGCGCGACGGCGGGUCCGCCGCCGGCGGCCGGCGGCGGCCGUCGCUGGCGUCGAGGAUACGCGGCGGCGACGCGCUGCUCUGGAACGGCGCGGAGUCGCGCGCGGCCUUCGACAAGGACGACGACGCGUUGGGCUACCUGCUCACGUUCUUCCUCGAGUUCUUCGGCCGCCACUUCGACCCCCAGCGCCACGCCGUGUCCGUGCUCCGCGGCGACGCGGGCAUCAUCGCCAUGGCCGGGCCGGGCUACGCGGACGCGAACCAGUGGGUCGCGCCGCUCAUCGAGGACCCGCUCGAGUGCUCGCGGAACGUCGCGCGGUCCUGCUUCGCCAUCGCGCAGAUCCAGAACGUCUUCGCCCACUGCCUCUGCAUCCUCGAGAGCAAGGGCGCCGCCGCGGCGCUCCGCGACGACAGCUGCAACAUCCUCUCCCUCGUCCUCUCCUACUAG